This is a messenger RNA of Anopheles marshallii, 2013 nucleotides long. RefSeq names its product GATA zinc finger domain-containing protein 10-like. The coding region runs from base 1 to 2013 and encodes 670 amino acids. The record is from RefSeq and is a predicted model, not a curated record. The transcript has 3 exons. NCBI's taxonomy places the organism in Eukaryota, Metazoa, Arthropoda, Insecta, Diptera, Culicidae.
AUGAGGUGGCAAAUCGUGUUGCUUCUAGUGUCAGUGGCACUCGCUUCCGGUGAGAAGAAACUCGAGAAAAGGCCCACCAAGAAAGCCCACUCGCUAAAGCCGACCAAAACGCCCAAAUCCAUCCUCGAGGAGUUCACCGCCCUGCCACCAGCCGAUGUAGACUUCAUCAAGGAGCUGGACCGCCAGUUCCGCGAGCACGGCAACAAGAUCCGCAUCAAGGUGGAACGCAGCAAUGCCACGGACGGCAAGAACAUCAAGCGCACGAUUGAGGGUGAUCUGGGAUACGGUCACUACAGCAAUCAGGCCGAUACGGGGUAUCAUUUUUCCAAGCCGAAAUACAUGAUCUACCCAUACUCGCAGCACGACAUUCCGCCGGUCCGAUCGACGCACAGUACCCACGAAACGGUGACGGAUAUUGAAAUAACGCCAUCGCACAGCUACGAGCUGAAACCGAUCGAGGAAGUGUAUCAGGUUUACCCGACGCAGCAAUACUCGCAGGAACAGCAACAGUACUACCACCACCAGCACCAGUCAGCGCAGCAACCGAAGCAGCUGUUUCACCAGGAGGACGAUACGCCUGUAAUUGUGCUUAAAAUCCCCGGUCCUUCCAAGUAUGCCGCGCAUUUGCAGGCCCUGCUGCAGCAGUAUCUCGAGAUACGUGCUGCUCAGUUGUACAAAGAACUGGAGGAACACGAAUAUCAACAGCAACAGCAGUAUCAACAGCAUCACCACCAUCAACAGCAGCAGGCGCUUCAGCAUCAACAGCACUACGUACAGGAGCAGGAGGUACACGCCCAUCAUCAGCAGCCCCAACAGCAGGAGAUACAGCAGCACCAUGAACAUCACACAAAAACGAAAUACAGUCAACCGGAUCCGGUGUACCCAACGGAAAUAGCAUACGUUCCAAUGAUUCGCACUAACCAAAACACUUACGUACCGUUGCCGGAGCAGUACUAUGGUGCUCCGAAGGCUCCAUCUCCACGCCCAACGAAGCACCGCAAAACGACCGUCACUCCGACGCACGUAACGUUCCACAGUACGGCGCAACCUGAGCCAGCCUAUCACUACCAGACGUACCAUCCAGAGCAUCAGCAGCACGCUCAAGUUCACGAAGAAGCGCACGCCCCCGAGCAUCAGCAGAUCCAGUACCAGUACGUUGCACAGCAGCCCACCGCGCAUGGGGACGAUCACGAAACGCAAUACGUCUACGAGAAGCCAUCGGUCAACUUCGUCACUCCACUGCCCGAAAUGGCUCACCACGAAGAUCAUUAUCAGCAGCAGCAGCAGCAGCACCACCACCAUCACCAUCAACCUGCCCAGAAGUAUCCAAACUUUGCCGAGUACCACCAUCACCAUCGGCCACAGCAGCAACAGGAAGAAGAGUACCUGCCCGAGCCGAAGCUGGUCGAGAACUAUCCGAGCCACAAACAUACGCGCGUCAUCUACAAGAGUCCCUCGCUAAAGACGGAACUGCAGCAAGAAGCCUUACAGCACGAUCACUAUCACCAUCAGCAGCAACAGGAAGUCGCCCAUCAUCAACAACAUCACCAGCAGCAACAGUACAUCCUGCAGGAGGUGUAUCCAUCGCAGGCUUCCUACUUCGAGGACAAGUCGUUUGUUGAAUCGGCCGGGCCCCAGGUAACGACGGAUCGGAGUGAAACGGCAUCGCCGCACUACAACACCGAGCAGGUGGUGGCGAUCACACAGAAACCCAAGCGCCUGUACAACUAUCACGCACACAGCUCCGGCCAUCACGGAUCGGGGUCGCGCGGUUCUCGCAUGGCGGCCGGUGGCAGUCGUUCGAGAGCUAGUGGAUCUAGCAGUAGCGGAAAAGCUUCCAGCAAGCGGGAUGCAGUCGCUGCUCCCGCACCGUACACCGAGGAGGAGUUCCGGAAGGUGAACAAGAUGGUGCAACGCAUGAAGAAGAAGAGCCGCACUACGCCGGCGGAUGAUGCCGGCAUGAUGACCGUCACCGCAAAUCCCACUAGUCCGAGUCCGCGGAUGGUCGCCUAG